UCAUUUGUUUGAGCAUGCGCAGAGACGUUACACCAUCUUUGUCCGGUUGGCUCGAACGCUUGACCGCACAGACUGUAACGUCGUUUGGAUUUUCCGAUGGAGGCUCAUCUCCGCUGUGUCCAGACACGCUAACCUCCGAGGAAAGUAGCAGGUUGCUCAUCACUGUGAAAUAAGAGGAACAUGGCGUUGGCACCAGUGCUGAGCUGUCCAACAGUCCCACUUUCCAAUGGUUUGCAGAUCCCAAUGUUUGGAUUAGGCACAUCUCAUGAUGGCGGAUACUCCCAUGAUGCUAUUGUGUAUGCACUCACUGAGUGUGGCGUUCGCCACAUCGACACAGCAAAACACUAUGGCUGCGAGGAGAGACUGGGUAAAGCUAUUCGAGAAAGUGGGCUGGCAAGAAGUGAUCUGUGGCUCACCAAUAAACUGUGGCCAGAGGACUACGGAUACAAAGCUGCAAAGAAGGCCUGCCUUGACUCCUGCUCACGGAUGGGGGUGGAAUGUUUUGAUCUGUACCUGAUGCACUGGCCAGAGUCAUUGAAACCUGGACGCUCUAACAGGGAGACGAGAGCUGAGACCUGGAGAGCUCUGGAAGAACUUUACAAAGAAGGGGUGUGCCGUGCGAUCGGAGUGAGCAACUUUAUGGUUCACCACCUGGAGCAGCUAAAGGAAGACUGUAGUCAGAUGCCACAUAUUAACCAGAGAAGAUUCACAACUCUCCUGUGUGGUAUACAUGACAUGACCCACCAGGUGGAGUACCAUCCUUUCCAGCAGCCCAAUCACCUGAUGGAGUACUGUCGUCAGGAAGGGAUUGUGUUUGAAGGGUACAGUCCACUGGCCAAGGGUCAAGUCCUCAGCGAUCCCACUGUCCUCCGGAUAGCAGAAAAGCACAGACGCACACCUGCUCAGAUCUGCAUCCGCUGGAGUAUUCAGAAUGGAGUCGUCACAAUACCGAAAUCCAUCAAAAGGAAGAGGAUACAAGAAAACUGUCAAGUGUUCGGUUUCCAGCUGGAGGAGGGGGACAUGGCCGCAUUGGGAAGACUGCAUGAUGGAAGACACGUAACUUGGGAUCCAACAAAUGUGGAGUAAAACAGAAUGUGGGAAAAUAAGUGUUCCUCCUGGAACUCAGUAACAGUUGGCUGAAAAUCUAACUUUUAUAUUGAAAUAAAAUUCUAAUUAGGUGUUUGUUCAA
This is a messenger RNA of Scophthalmus maximus (turbot), 1189 nucleotides long. RefSeq lists its product as uncharacterized. Bases 181 to 1086 code for a protein of 301 amino acids. Gene Ontology annotation, molecular function: oxidoreductase activity. NCBI's taxonomy places the organism in Eukaryota, Metazoa, Chordata, Actinopteri, Pleuronectiformes, Scophthalmidae. The record is from RefSeq and is a predicted model, not a curated record. The transcript is spliced from 8 exons.